AUGGGAAACGUAAGCAGGAAAGAGGCCAGAGGCCUGGGACCUGACAGCACCACGACAGUGGAAGACACUCAGCCUGCGGCACUUCACACCAAACUCUAUGAAGCCAUCUUGAGAGAAGACUGCACCAUGAUCAAAGGGCUCCUGAGAGAUCACCCCGUCAACCAGCCCAUCACUGUUCUGGCCGACUCUACCAGCCACAGAUUCCUCCUCAGCCAGCAGACUCAGCCCAUCAUCCCCAUUCACCUGGCGGCGGAGUACCGCAAAGCCCAGAGCUUGCUCUGUCUGUUACAGCACGGUGCUGACCCGGAAGCCAGGGACACAAGGGGCCUCACCACCCUCCACCUGAUGCUGCUGCAUUGGCCAAUCACAUUUACCAUGUGGACAAUACCAGGAAACAGGAUCCAGACAAUCCUGACCGAGAUUCAGAACAACGCUGUCACAUGUUUACGCAUCUUAUGCAAACAUGGCGCGCAAGUGAAUGCCCGAGUGGACGACAACAACAAGCACUCACCUCUGCACAUGGCCGUAACCUACGGGACCUACCUGGUUCUCUCCAUCUUGGCCCAGAAUGGGGCCCACGUCAAUGCCCUUAAUGAAUCCAGCAUGACCCCCCUUCACAUGGCCGCAGACAUCCUCAACAAGGAAAUGAUGGAGGUGCUCGUGGCCUGCGGUGCCAACGUGAACUGUGUAGUCUCGUCCACGGGCAACACGGCCCUCAAGCUGGCAGUGUGUGCCGCAUCCACCAAAGCCGGCCGGAUGCUGGCAGCGGGCGUCGGCUGCAUCCGUCUGCUCCUAAUGAGUGGUGCCAAGGUCAACGCCCAGGACCACGAAGGCCAAACCGCUAUGCACGAGGCAUGUUUUGGAGGCAGAGAGGCAAUAAUCAACCUCCUGCUUGAAUUUGACGCAAAUGUAAACAUAUUAACAAGAAAUGGGGAAUCUCCGAUCUACACGUACCUCCUGCGCAGCUCCAACAUCAGAGACGUGGCCCUUCUCGCCAGGCUCCUUGAUCUCGCCUAUCCUUUGAGGCUAACCAACCACCAAGGAGUCCUACCUGCAGGGCUCAUGCUACCAGAAUUCCAUCUCUUAAGGGAAACCCUCAUCAAGUUAUCACAAAAGCCCUCAUCCCUAGGGGACAUCUGCAAAAGAAGCAUCAGGAGUGUUUACGGCGAGAAGUACAAACAACACUUGAAACGCCUUCUCCCAGGGAAGGUAUGGAACUCUGUAUACACUUAUCAAGACUUCACCUACCUCCUGAAAUAA
This is a messenger RNA of Orycteropus afer afer, 1260 nucleotides long. RefSeq names its product ankyrin repeat domain 61 (gene ANKRD61). The transcript is spliced from 3 exons. The record is from RefSeq and is a predicted model, not a curated record. Lineage: Eukaryota; Metazoa; Chordata; Mammalia; Tubulidentata; Orycteropodidae. Gene Ontology annotation, molecular function: protein binding. The coding region runs from base 1 to 1260 and encodes 419 amino acids.